AGUUGCUAAAUUGUACGUGACCGGAACUCGUUUUACUGAAACUGUUGCCAAAGUUAUUUUGAGGCCGAGUUUUGAAGCGCCUUUGACUUUAGCCAGGAUGAAGAGUGUCGCCGCCUGCUGGUUCCAUGUGAAGCAUCGUGACACCUGCGGGGUUUUGUUCGUCAAGUGUCGGUGAAAUUAAGAUAAAUGUUGCUCAGCGAUGGCGAGAGUCUGUUGACAGACGUUUUCACUGUCACUUCGCAGCUGUCACAACAGGUGCCUGUGAUGGACCUGCCCACAGUGUCGCCGCCUCUCGCCCUGACUAGCUGGGAUGGACUCCGCCCCCCCACUUGUCUCACCGGGGGAAUCAGUGGAAGAAAAUGAGUGUGCAGUGUGAGAACCAUGAGGUCACUUGUGAAGAUGUUUCCACAAUCUGGGAAGUCCAUUGUGUUUGACAACUUUCCUGACCCCACUGACACCUGGGAAAUCAUUGAGACGAUCGGGAAAGGGACCUACGGCAAAGUCUACAAAGUUCUCAACAAGAAAGAUGGAAGUAAAGCCGCCGUCAAGAUUCUGGAUCCCAUCCACGACAUCGAUGAAGAGAUCGAGGCCGAGUACAACAUCCUCAAAGCUCUGUCGGACCACCCCAACGUGGUCAAGUUCUACGGCAUGUACUACAAGAAGGACGUGAAGUGCGGCGAUCAGCUGUGGCUGGUCCUGGAGCUCUGCAACGGCGGCUCAGUGACAGAUCUGGCCAAAGGCAUGCUGAAGAGAGGAGACAGAAUGGAUGAAGCCAUUAUUGCCUUCAUCCUGCACGAAGCCCUCAUGGGUCUCCAGCACCUGCACAUCAACAAGACCAUCCACCGGGAUGUCAAAGGAAACAACAUCCUGCUGACAACGCAUGGUGGAAUCAAACUGGUGGAUUUUGGAGUUUCCGCUCAGCUCACAAAUACUCGUCUCAGGAGGAAUACUUCGGUGGGGACCCCGUUUUGGAUGGCUCCAGAGGUGAUAGCCUGUGAGCAGCAGCUCGACUCCACCUACGACGCUCGCUGUGAUGUCUGGUCCUUGGGUAUCACAGCCAUCGAACUGGGUGAUGGAGACCCGCCGCUGUCUGAGCUUCACCCAAUGAGGGCGCUGUUCAAAAUACCGAGAAAUCCUCCUCCGACUCUGCAGCAGCCCGAGCUCUGGUCCGACGACUUCAACGACUUUAUCUGCAAAUGUCUGAUCAAGGACUUUGAGCUCCGGCCCAACGUGCUCGACCUCCUGCAACAUGUGUUCAUCAAACAGAUUGUUGGCAGAGAGAAAAUCCUGCAGAAGCAGUUGAUAGAACUCAUCGACCUCAACCAGCAAAUCGGCGUCAUCGAGAAAACAAGCCAUCACGGGAACAGAAGCACAGGCUAUAACGACAGGCAUGAACGCAUCCACACCAAGAAGGGAAACCACUUGAAGACACCGAUGGAUCCGGAUGAGGUGGAGGACCUUGCCACUCUUGAAGUUCUGGAUGAGAACACGGUGACGGAUCAGCUGCAGAACCGUUAUGGGAGGGAUCAGAUCUACACGUACGUGGGAGACAUCCUCAUCGCCGUCAACCCCUUCCACCAGCUGGACAUUUACACUCCGCAGUAUGCUAAGUUGUACAUCGGAGCCAAACGCACAGCAAACCCGCCUCACAUCUUCGCCGUGGCGGACAUCGCUUACCGGUCCAUGGUGUCGUACAUUUCAGAUCAGUGCAUCGUGAUCAGUGGAGAGAGCGGCGCUGGGAAAACAGAGAGCGCUCAUCUGCUGGUGCAGCAGCUGACGGUUCUGGGGAAGGCCAACAACCAGACGCUCCAGGAGAAGAUCCUGCUGGUCAACAGCCUGGUGGAAGCCUUUGGAAACGCCUGCACCGUCAUCAACGACAACUCCAGUCGCUUCGGCAAAUAUCUGGAGAUGAAAUUCACCAGCGGGGGCACCGUGGUGGGAGCGCAAAUAUCCGAGUACCUGCUGGAGAAGUCCCGAGUCAUUCACCAGGCCGUAGGAGAAAGGAACUUCCACAUCUUCUACUAUAUUUACGCCGGCCUGGCUGACAGGAAGAAGCUCGCCCACUACAAACUCUCUGACAGCAAAACACCCAAGUACCUCUGCAAUGAGCACGUCAAGCUGGGCCCUGACAUUGUGAGCAACUCUUUCUACAAGGAGCAGUUUGAUGCAGUGGAGCAGUGUUUCAAAGUCAUCGGGUUCACCCUGGAGGAGCUCGGGAGCGUGUACAGCACUCUGGCUGCCAUCCUCAACGCCGGUGACAUCGAGUUCUCCCCGGUGGCCUCUGAGCACCAGACGGACAAGAGUGACAUCGCCAACGUUUCAGUGCUGGAGAACGUGGCGUCCCUGCUGUGCAUCCGCUCCGACGAGCUGCAGGAGGCGCUGACCUCCCACUGCGUGGUGGCCCGUGGAGAGACCAUCGUGCGGCCCAACACGGUGGAGAAGGCGGUGGUGGUGCGGGACGCCAUGAGCAAGGCGCUCUACGGUCGCCUCUUCAGUUGGAUUGUCAACCGCAUCAACUCUCUCCUGCGGCCCGACAACCACCAGGGAGAGGAGGACAAACGCUUGAACAUCGGCAUCCUGGACAUAUUUGGAUUUGAAAACUUCAAGAAGAACUCUUUCGAGCAGCUGUGCAUUAACAUCGCCAACGAGCAGAUCCAGUUCUACUUCAACCAGCACAUAUUCGCCUGGGAGCAGGAUGAGUACCUGAAUGAAGAGGUGGACGCUCGCAUGAUAGAGUACGAGGACAACCGGCCGCUUCUGGACCUGUUUCUGCAGAAGCCGAUGGGAAUGCUGUCCCUGCUGGACGAGGAAAGCCGCUUUCCCCAGGCCACUGAUCAGACCCUCGUCGAGAAAUUUGAAGAUAACCUCAAGACCAAAAGCUUCUGGAGGCCCAUGAGAGUCGACCUGGGCUUUGGGAUCCAUCACUACGCUGGGAAGGUGAUCUACAACGCAGCAGGCUUCUUGUCUAAGAACAGAGACACGCUGCCGGCUGACAUCGUCCUGCUGCUGCGCUCCUCGGAGAACCAGCUGGUCCGCAAACUGGCCACGCACCCGCUCACUAAAACAGGCAACCUUGCCCACACCAAGGGCAAGGGGAUCAACACGCUGCGCAGCCCACGGACGCCGACCCGCACCAGCACCUUGGCCAAGAUGGGAGUUCUAACAUUUUACAGCUCCCUUUCCUUCUCUGAGCCCAGUGAAUCUGGGGAGGCUCCUUACCACCCCAGAGAAACCACCAACAUGAGGACGCAAACCGUGGCCUCAUACUUCCGGUACUCCCUCAUGGACCUGCUGUCCAAGAUGGUCGCCGGGCAGCCCCACUUUGUGCGCUGCAUCAAACCUAACAACGACCGGCACGCCAACAAGUUCGACCGCGAAAAGGUUCUGGUUCAGCUGCGAUACACGGGCGUCCUGGAGACAGCGAAGAUCCGGCGCCAGGGCUACUCCCACCGUGUCCUGUUCUCCAAUUUCAUCAAGAGGUACUACAUCCUGGCUUUUCAUGCCGAUGAGGAGCCAAACAUGACUCCAGAAACCUGCUCUGCCAUACUGGAGAAAGCCAAACUGGAGAACUGGGCCAUGGGCAAAACUAAGGUCUUCCUCAAAUACUACCACGUGGAACACUUGAACCUGUUGGUGCAACAAGCCACUCAGCGGAUCGUCCUGCUCCAGGCGUGCGUGCGAGGCUGGAUGGGGGCCCGCCGCUACCACCGCAUGCUGAAGGAGCGGGAGCAGAGCGCACUCGUGCUGCAGUCGGCUUACAGGGGUCAUAAAGUUCGGAAGAAAGUCGCCGAGGACAGAGUCAAAGCCAAGCUGGACGCUUUCAUGCUGCAGUUCCAGGCUGUCUGCAGGGCCUUCCUAGCCCGGAGAAGGUUCAAAGAUCUGCUGGCAGAAAAGAAUAGGGCUGCGACCAAGAUCCAGGCUCGGUACCGAGGACACAGGGAACGGAGGAGCUUCCAACGAAAACGAGAUGCCAUUGAGAAGGAGCGAGCAGCGAAAGCUGAGGAAGUCAAAGAUAAUGAAGCAGGAGAAGCUGAGAGGAGCCACGAUGAAGACGGAGGAGACGCUCAGGACGAGGAAACCAAGGCUGCCGUGGUUCUUCAGAGCAACUACAGAGGCUUCAAGGAGCGGAAGAAGUUCAAGGAGCGGAAGAAGACGAUGGCAGGGUCCGAGCUGGGGAUCCCGGCUGAUCUGGAGCCGCAGGUGAGGGACCAAGGGGGAGCGGCAGCAGAGGAGAAGGAGGAAGAUGAAGAAAGCACGUAUGAGGCAGAGGAACAGGAGGAUGAAGACAGCGACCACACGCAGGUGCCAGAAGAUGAGGAGCACACGGAGGUGGGGGACGAGCCGGUGUUUGGAGAUGCGCCGACUGAAGACCCAGCAAGUGAAGUGAGGGAGAGUGGGCGGGAUCUGGAGGAGGAAACGAAGGCGGCCACGGUUCUGCAGAGCAACUUCAGAGGCCACAAAGAGAGGAAGAGGUUGCAGGAAGAAGGAAAGAUUCCAGCCAAGAGAACCCCCCACGGUCCUCCAGAUGUGACAGAACCAGAGCCACAAGCUUCUCCAGCAGAAACCCCAGCUACAGACCCAGAUGAGGCCAAAGCUGCGGUGGUCCUCCAGAGCAACUUCAGAGGCCACAAAGAGCGUAAACGACUGGAAGAGGAAGGAAAGCUCCCGCAGAAACGGAGGAAGGCGGGUAACUCUGCAGUGGUCCAGGCUGAGCGUUCCCCACCAGAGUCUGUUGACAACUCCAAAAGUCUGGACGAGGAAACGGCCGCCACUGUCCUUCAGAGUAACUUCAGAGGUCACCGGGAGAGGAAGAGGCUGAAGGAGCGGAGAGAGCAGAUGGCAGAGACACAAGAAGAAGUUGGUCUCAGUGGAGCAGAGGACGAGGAGGAGCAGGUGCUGGAUGUCUCGGACAUCAUCAUCCAGAAGAAAGAGGAGGAAGAUACUACGAAACAAAGACAGGAUGAAGAAGACGCAGCGGUGAAGAUCCAGAGCAACUUCAGGGGGUACAAGGACCGGAAGAAGUUGAAGGCCAACAAGCAGUCGGCUCAGGACCAGGCGGAGCAACUGGAGAGCUUCUCCAUAGAGAUAGCCAAGACUUCGAAGGACUUUCUGGCUCUGCAACAGAAAUUGAACGAGAUCAUUGAGGCCCAUCAAUCAAACCCUGAGAACAACGGCAUGUUUGUGCGAGGGAAAGCCGUCAACGGAUUGGCUCCAGUGCAGAGCCAUUCACCUGAGAAAAGGCUGUCCAGGACCCCCCGUCGGACCCAGCAGCCGAAGACCCUCAACACACCGGAGGACUCCACCUAUUACACCCUCAUCCACCGCUCCGUGCAGGAUGACAAACGCAAGCCCAGGAAGAAGGAUCCAGGGAAGCUGCUGGAUGUGGACGACCAGUACUACCAGUGUCUGCCCACCAGCCGCUCCUCCUCCUUCUCCACCAUAGAGGAAGCCGACAGCAACCCAGCCGAGGCUCUGGAUCGACGAUCCUCUAUGAACGGUAGGCUGCCCUCGGAGCGGAGAGCGGCCGCUCCUGCCAGCAGGCCGACCCGAGCCAGAGCCGUCACGGAACCAGAACCUCUAAGACCUCCCAGAGAUGUUGCUGUCAGACGCUCCAUGUCCAGAGUCUCCUCCACAGACAGUCGGACGGAAGACAAUCCCUACGACUUCCGGCAUUUACUGCGAAAAACCUCCCAGCGCCGAAAACUCAUCAAACACUACUGAGCUGGGAACAUUCCGCCUAGUCAUGAAUCAAACCUGCCGUAGCUCCAUCUCAGACGUAGCCCAACCUGUAAAAUAAUAAGUCAUCUUGUAUAGUAUUUUCAUAGAUACUUGUAUUUAAGACUACUUUGAUGUAAAUAUUCAAGAGUAUAUACAUUUGUCUUCUUCAAUUAUUUGCAUUUUAAUCAAUAAAUUAUAACAACACGCUCGUCUUAUUCCUUCAUGCGGUGGAGUCGUGCAGAAACUACACCGUGUGUUUUCUCCUUCCAACACUGAACCUCUCAACCUUUCCGUGACAUUUAGGGGAGGAAAAAAGCCAGAGGGCAGCUUGGCUGACUUCACACACCGAGAGACAAACAACCGUGACUCAGGAGGUUUGGACUGAGACGACGGUGCCGAGUUUUGUGAGUACAUUUCCAGUGAGGAGCCACAUUGUUCUACUGUGAUGGCUCUGAAUAACGACUUUUAAAUCAAGCUUGAGAGGCAAGGGACACCCUUGACAGCUCUCCAGUUACAGACAUCUGUAAUGCCUUGUGAGUAAAUUCAUAAGACUCCUAAUGUAUUUAUAAGGCUAUAUAGAUGAUGUUUUCAUCAUCUAGCAUUAUAAGGUGCAAAGUUUGAGCGUUGUUAUUUGCAGUAAUAAUAUUAUACUGUGAGGUUGGGUUGAUGGUUCAGGUCAGGGUUAAGUCCACAACUUAUUACACUUUAUAAACACCACACUAGUUAGUAAAAUGCUCGUAAAUGUUCAUAAAAUACCCCAAAAAGCCUUAUAAAUACAAGUGAAAAUAUUACCCUUGGCACUUUAACCGACUGCACACUCACGAUGUGUUGUGUUUUCAGACUAAGGGAGGAAUCCGGAGUGUUUAGAGAGCGCGUCCACAGGAAAGACACCAAUUUGCUUCAAUAUUUACACUUCACCUGCAC
Molecule: messenger RNA, 6642 nt
Organism: Synchiropus splendidus (mandarinfish)
Lineage: Eukaryota; Metazoa; Chordata; Actinopteri; Syngnathiformes; Callionymidae
Gene: myo3a
Product: myosin IIIA
Exons: 38
Coding region: 382-5721 (1779 amino acids)
Biological process (GO): protein phosphorylation
Cellular component (GO): myosin complex
Molecular function (GO): protein binding; cytoskeletal motor activity; protein kinase activity
Source: RefSeq, a predicted model, not a curated record